Triticum aestivum (bread wheat) is the source of this 1227-nucleotide messenger RNA. RefSeq names its product alpha-1,3-arabinosyltransferase XAT3-like. Gene Ontology annotation, molecular function: glycosyltransferase activity. Lineage: Eukaryota; Viridiplantae; Streptophyta; Magnoliopsida; Poales; Poaceae. Bases 1 to 1227 code for a protein of 408 amino acids. The transcript has a single exon. The record is from RefSeq and is a predicted model, not a curated record.
AUGAACAAAGGGAGUAACUAUUUUAUGCUUGAUACAGAUGUGGCAGCACCGAGAAGCAAGUCAAUUUGCGACUUCAGCAGUGAACGCAUGGACAUCUGUAACAUGCAAGGCGACGUCCGUAUGCACGGCAAGUCCGCCACUGUGUACGUGGUCUCAGUGUCUGAUGACAGCUACCGUCCAGAGAACGGGACGGUGAAGAUCCGCCCGUACCCGCGCAAGUCGGAGGAAGGAACGAUGCAGACUAUCCGGGAGGUGAGCAUCCGCUGGAGCGAGCUGGAUGCGCCACGGUGCACGGUGACGCACGACGUCCCCGCGGUUGUCUUCUCCACCGGGGCCUACCUCAACAACUUUUUCCACGCCAUGACCGACGGCAUCAUCCCUCUCUUCAACACUGUGAGGGAGUACGAUGGCCACGUCCAGCUUGUGAUCACCGACUACAACCGCAAGUGGGUUGACAAGUUCCAACGCAUCCUUGCCGCGCUCUCCAAGUACCCGAUCAUCAACUUUGACACCGACGAAAAGGUGCGUUGCUUCCCGUCGAUGCACGUCGGCACCGAAGGCCAUAAGGAGAUGGGGAUCAUCCCUGCUCUCUCCCGCAAGGGCUACACGAUGACGGACUUUCGGAAAUUUCUUCGGUCGAUCUACUCGCUGAAGCGUGAGUGGUCGACCCCUGUAAACCGGACCUCCGGUGACAGGCCUCGCCUCCUCAUGAUUCUGCGCCGCAACUCGAGGGCGUUCGCGAAUGAGGCGGAGGCCGUCGCAGCUGCCAUAGAGGUCGGCUUCGAGGUGGUGUCGGCGGAGCCGCAGGUCGUGAGCGACAUGGCCCGGUUCGCAGAGGUCGUGAACUCGUGCGACGUGAUGGUGGGUGUGCAUGGCGCGGGGCUCACCAACCUGGUGUUCCUCCCGCGCAACGCGACGUUGGUGCAGGUCGUCCCGUGGGGCGACAUGAGCUGGGGAUCCAAUGCUGCCUUUGGUGCACCGUCGGCUGACAUGGGGCUCCGGUACGUCCAAUACGAGACGACCCCCGAGGAGACGACGCUCAAGUACAAAUACCCGAGGGACCAUGCUAUCUUCACCGAUGUCGCCUCCAUAAACAGGCAGGGGUACGGUAUGACGUGGGAGCUCUUCCUCAACGGCCAGAACAUCACCCUCGACAUCAACCGCUAUAGAGGGGUGUUGCAGCAAAUCUACCAUGAUAGUAUAAUGGUCGAUACUUCAGCUAACUAG